GCUGAGCUGAAGCAGGCGAGCGCGUAUCAGCACUGCCUACGGACUAUUUCACGGUAACACUCUCCAAAAUUGCUGCCUGGGACGACUUUUAAAGUCUUUUUUACUUAAAAGGGAAGGAAACGCGCAGGUAGAUCUGGAAUGUUGUCAGUUGGACGUUGACUGCGCGAACCGGAGAGCUUAGACAGCGAAGCGAUCCUCGGUGCGGGUCAGCACAUCUCACCCGACAAACUGAAAAAGGAGGAGAGGCCAAAAAGAAAACUGCAACUGGGGGAAAAGUGUCUACAAUCCUCGCGGAUUGUCGCAACGUCGAAGAUUAUCGGGGCACGAUGGCCACGGAGGAACUCUACGAGGUGGAGAGGAUAGUGGGCAAACGAAAGAACAAGAAGGGGAAGACCGAGUACCUGGUCCGCUGGAGAGGCUACGGCUUUGAGGGAGACACCUGGGAGCCGGAAAGCCAUCUGUCCAGCUGCAUCGAGUUCAUCCACGAGUUUAAUCGUCAGCACACCGAGAAGCAAAAAGAUGGAACUUUCCUCCGUUCCACGCGCAGCUCACCCGGAGGCAACACUAGCAUCAAUGCCCGCAAACAGAUCAGCAGGCCCCAGCAACCCAGUCCUAACACGCUGAAGACCUCUCCGUCCACCCCAAGCGCACCUUCCAGCAGCUCCACAAAACAACAUCAACCACAACAGCAUUCGCCAAGCGACAGCGAUUCCAAGGUGGAUCCACAGCAACAGAAGAACAAGCGUUCAGCUAGCACGAAUAGCACCGGAGUAACAAGCCCGAUCGCCGCCACGGGCCUGACCGCCACACCAACCCCCACCAUGAGCACGCUACGCCGCAGUAUGGACCUGGCUAAAUCAGGCAUCAAAAUUCUAGUGCCAAAGAGCCCAAUGCACAAUCGCACAGAUGCUGAGGAGUCUCCCAGCGAAGCGGCGCACAGUCUGGAAGAGGGAAGCCAAGAGCCGGAUGCGGUGCCCCCUGAAGUAGCCCUGCUGGAGAAACCCGUGGGAGCUGUACGGUUACCAGGGGAGGAGCGGGCUCGUAUGGGCACUAGGCCCAGGACGCAAACAGCCCUUCCACCACCACACAUACCAAUCACGCCAGCUGCCGUUCGUACGUUGAACGGGAAAGGCGUGACGACUCUCAUGGAGGCUUCCUCAGCAAACGGAACAGCCAUCACACAAAGUGCUGCGGCAGGAGCGAUGGGCAGCUCAGGGCUGACGGGGAAACGGCGUUUUGAGGACCGGGCGACUUUCGACAAGCGGCUGCGCUUUAGUGUUCGUCAAACCGAGAGCGCUUACCGCUACAGGGACAUUGUAGUUAAGAAACAAGAUGGCUAUACACACAUUCUGUUUUCUACAAAGACCUCUGAAAACAACUCACUAAAUCCUGAUGUAAUGAAGGAGGUUCAGAGUGCCAUGGCGACGGCUGCAGCUGAUGACAGUAAACUCGUGCUUCUAAGCGGUGUGGGAACCUACUUCUGCUUCGGCCUUGAUUUCAUUUACUUCAUCGGACGGCUCACAGAUGACAGGAAAAAAGAAAGCAUCAAAAUGGCAGAGACAAUCAGAACAUUUGUCAACACGUUCAUCCAGUUCAAGAAGCCCAUCAUUGCUGCUGUGAACGGACCUGCUGUCGGGCUCGGAGCGUCCAUCUUGCCCUUAUGUGAUGUGAUCUGGGCCAAUGAGAAAGCUUGGUUUCAGACUCCUUAUACAACCUUUGGCCAAACCCCAGAUGCCUGCUCCUCUUUAACAUUUCCUCUCAUCAUGGGAGUAGCAUCGGCUAAUGAGAUGAUAUUGAGUGGGAGGAAGCUGACUGCUCAGGAGGCUUGUGCCAAAGGACUCGUGUCCCAGGUUCUGUGGCCAGGCACCUUCACACAGGAAGUCAUGGUUCGCAUUAAGGAGCUAGUAUCUUGUAAUUCAGUUGUUCUGCGCGAGUCCAAAGCGCUGGUGCGGAACAUUAACCGGACCGCCCUGGAGCAGGCCAACGAGAGGGAAUGUGAGGCACUUAAGAGGGUCUGGGGCUCUCCUCAGGGAAUGGACUCCAUACUCAAAUAUCUCCAGAAGAAAAUAGAUGAAUUCUAAGUUGUCUCUAUGUCCUGCGGGUGUGAAAACCUCCAGAUUUGUCUGCGGACACCAUCCUCAAGUGCCUAAAGUUGAUUUAUUUGGAGAAGGAUUUGUCAGUGGUGAAUCUUCAUUGCAACACUUCUUUAUGGUUGUUUGUUUUCUUAAGAAGAAUUCCAGAAAGACUGGCGUGGUCUAACCCGCACCCUUCGUCCAGGACGUAUUUCCUUUUCAUCAGACUGCAAAGAGCAGCAUGUCUUUCUGAUAAUUUAAUUCAAUGUUUGUGAUAAAUCUCGCACGUCUUUCUCCAGGCACUGUGCAGAAGGAAACAUUUUCACUCGACACCACGCAAAUUCCUGUCAUCCUUUAGCUUUAGCUCUGUUGUAUCAGAGCUGCUUCCAAAUGUAUGACGACUAAUAACAACACAGUCCUUUUGUGAUUGAAAAAAAGAUUUUGAUUACAUUUAAUCACCCGACUUAUGCAGUUUGACUUUUUUAGUAGGUAAUAGGUACUUUUAUUACAUAGUUUUCAUGACCGUAGAAUCAUCUCAAGCCAUGUUAACCUUGAACAUUCAGAGAAAUCUUGCAUUUACGUUGAUCAGCCUGUUGUAGUCAUAUUGGCUGUAAGAAUGGAUACUCCCUUUUUGUCGGGUAGAAAAGCAUCAGUGCUUCUAUAACGUCAACAUACACUUAAGAUUAAAGAGCAUAUUACGACACAAUUAAUGAAUGUUUUAAAAUGAAAAUGUUUGAUUUUAUUUAUGUAAAAGAGCAUGCUCAGUUUAAAUUCGCGUUCAUGUUCGUAUGGAUUAAGCAUAGACUCUGUCUUAGCAACAAUUAGCUAUUUCUAUUCAAAUGUUAACUCUUCUAAGUUUUGAUAGCUUUGAAGUUUUCAUCCUUUUUAUGGGUUAGUAUCUAUGUUUUCAGCUUACAAACUAUUUGCUUUGGAGUAACAUUAUACCACCAAAUAUCGUUGAUGUAAAUGUUCACAAUAUUCCUAAUUUAACAAUAGUAAUUUAUGAUAAAUUCAUUAGUCAAUAAAGGAUGCUGUGUUUUUGUGUGCAUCCUUGUAGCUGUUUUGAACAACUGGACUGCUGUAUUAUCAGAAGAGCCCUGGAGAUUGAACAUAUCUAAGAUCCUGCUGAAAUCAAUGUUGCCUUAUACACCCCCCCAAAAAAUGACUUGCUAGAGUGAACUGUUAUUAGAUCUGAAUGACUAAGUUUAAUGUUUUUUUUAAUAAUAAAAGGUGGUUGAAGUAAGUUACAAAAAGAGAUUUAUCACAUUCUAUCCAUAGGAUGUGACUGCAAGAUGUAUUGCCUAUAAAAAAAAAAACAGUAUGAUUUUGUUCAGCAAUUAAGUAUCCAG
Molecule: messenger RNA, 3421 nt
Organism: Triplophysa rosa
Lineage: Eukaryota; Metazoa; Chordata; Actinopteri; Cypriniformes; Nemacheilidae
Gene: cdyl
Product: chromodomain protein, Y-like
Exons: 7
Coding region: 327-2081 (584 amino acids)
Cellular component (GO): nucleus
Molecular function (GO): transcription corepressor activity
Source: RefSeq, a predicted model, not a curated record